AUGUCUGAUAACUUGUUUUCUUUCUCUGGCCGUGUGGCCCUCGUUACUGGUGGAGGCUCCGGGCUGGGUUCCUAUAUCGCAAAGGGGCUUGUAGAGGCAGGUGCCUCACGCGUGUACAUCACCGGCCGUCGAGCCCCUGCACUACAAGGGAUAGCAGAAACUGCGCCGGACAGAAUCAUACCCAUCGUCGGGGACGUUGCUACUAUCGAGGGAUGCAGGAGGGUGACCGGGGAUUUCAUAGCGGGAGAGAAAAAUGCAGGCGUGGUCGAGAAGGACGUGAAGCUGGAUAUGUUGGUGAACAAUGCUGGAGUUGGGCUGGCGGAGGGAACCUGGGGUGCAGAGGCGACUCUGGAGGAGAUCAGAGAUGCGCUCCUAACGGCAAGGGAUGUUGACUGGGCACAGGAGUUUGCAGUAAAUGCAGGGUCCAUCCAGUGGAUGUCCGCGUGCGUUCUUCCCUACCUUGUCCGCGCUGCGAAGACAAAUGAGGGCUUCCGCGAAGGGCGCGGAUGCAUCGUCAACAACACAUCAGUUUCCGCGUUUUAUUACAAGGGCCAAGGACACCUUUACGCGGCAUCCAAGGCUGCUGCUCACAGUGUCACGCAGAGUCUGGCCGAUAAGCUUACUAGACUGGGCGUACGCGUGAAUAGCAUCGCCCCGGCAAACGUUCCAUCCGAAAUGAACGAUCCCAGCAACCCUCAAAGCUUCAUUUCACGGUUGAAAGACGUUAUUCCAAUUGGUAGGAUUGGUGAGGCACAGGAUGUUGUCGGCACGGUUCUUUACCUUGGAUCGAGAGCAGGAAGCUUUGUCUCUGGUACGGUUAUUGCGAUCGACGGUGGAAUUCUGCUAGCGCACUGA
Fibroporia radiculosa is the source of this 855-nucleotide messenger RNA. RefSeq lists its product as uncharacterized. Bases 1 to 855 code for a protein of 284 amino acids. Lineage: Eukaryota; Fungi; Basidiomycota; Agaricomycetes; Polyporales; Fibroporiaceae. Gene Ontology annotation, molecular function: oxidoreductase activity. The record is from RefSeq and is a predicted model, not a curated record. The transcript is spliced from 3 exons.